AUGGACUAUCUCUAUCUUGAGUGCAAUCUCUGUUCCGAGAACAGUGGACCAGCGAAUCGAGAACAGAUCGGUACUCUGUACCAAGCCUUAAGAUCACUGAAUCUUCUGAAGCUUCUCUCUUCAGUAAGGUCUCCAAACGUCGUUCCUCUGCUCGUUCUCCUCACCCAUGACACCGAUCUCCAGUCUGUUGCUGCUGAUCGUCAGAUUGCUCCCAGCGAUUGUCACUUGUUCCUCGCUCAAGUCGCCGUGAAGAUGCAAAUGAAUCUGAUUCUGAUUCACCGUGCUGUACAGUUGCGGAUAGAGAACCAUAGGCGCUGGACUUAUGUAAUUUUGGCUUGGAUUGUUGUAGUAGCCCUGGUAAUUUGGAUUGUAAUUGUGAGAGGCGACUGGAACUGGGGUGGCCGGUCCAGACGUCCAGGAACCGUAGUGAUAACCUGGACUACCGCUGCCUGUCCCACUGCCCGCGAAGAUGUCCGGAUCGUUGGACUUGGCGGCUACCAGUGGUAA
Messenger RNA from Heterotrigona itama, 507 nucleotides. NCBI's taxonomy places the organism in Eukaryota, Metazoa, Arthropoda, Insecta, Hymenoptera, Apidae. The record is from the annotation of a GenBank genome assembly.